Messenger RNA from Labeo rohita (rohu), 913 nucleotides. RefSeq names its product C1D nuclear receptor corepressor (gene c1d). Gene Ontology annotation, biological process: regulation of gene expression; maturation of 5.8S rRNA. Bases 95 to 535 code for a protein of 146 amino acids. The record is from RefSeq and is a predicted model, not a curated record. The transcript has 5 exons. Lineage: Eukaryota; Metazoa; Chordata; Actinopteri; Cypriniformes; Cyprinidae. Gene Ontology annotation, cellular component: exosome (RNase complex); nucleolus. Gene Ontology annotation, molecular function: RNA binding; DNA binding.
CUUUUAUUUUGAAAUACCGGCGUUUGAGCGUUGUGUAUUUUUUCUGCGUUCAGUGGAGCUGCAGUGUCGUGCGUGAUUCGAGACUGUUCAUACAAUGGCUGAUGAUGGUCUUGCAGAGGAUUACCCCACUGAAAUUGAGGAAAACCUGAAUGAUUUUGAUUCCUCUUUGAGCUCUGUCCAGAAUAUGGUCCAAACACUCGUGUCUGUAUCCAGAAGUGACAAUCUGCUUAAACUGGAUCCUCUUGAUCAAGCUAAAUUGGAUCUGAUGUCUGCAUAUGCCCUUAACUCGAUGUUCUGGAUGUAUCUGGUGACACAAGGAGUCAAUCCGAAAGACCAUGCGAUUAAACAAGAAUUGGAGAGAAUCAGGACAUACAUGAACAAAGUCAAAGAGAUCACGGACAAAAGAAAAGCUGCACGUCUGGACAAAGAUGCAGCGUCACGGUUUGUACGGAAUGCACUGUGGGACACAGAGGACAAGAAAAGAAAAGACACAACUGAACAUCCCAAGAAAGGAAAACACAUAAGGUUUUCUUGAUUGAACUGACUGGUGAGACAUUGAAGUUUUCCUGCAAAUAUUUAGCCGACUUUGGGAUUACACAACAAAUAUCUCAUUGCAUUGACAAAUUGCAUAAGAAGACACAUGACAUGUUAUGAUGCUGUGGUGAGCAGCAUCAUUCUUUUCGGUCGUGACUAGUUUCAAACUAAAUAAGAAACCCAAUAUAAGUUACAGGUGUUUGUUUUUUUUAAUCUUUUUUUAUUGUUUUACUCCAUUGCAUUUGAAGAGAAUGGGUUUUUUUUUUUUUUCUUUUUUUUUUUUUUCUUUUGCGUUUUGAGUAUGUUUUAUGUCUGGGGUUAUAUACUCUGAAAUGUGGACCAUCCAUAAUACCAGUCCCAUUAAAACUACUAAAUCCUC